Molecule: messenger RNA, 852 nt
Organism: Capsicum annuum
Lineage: Eukaryota; Viridiplantae; Streptophyta; Magnoliopsida; Solanales; Solanaceae
Exons: 5
Coding region: 133-690 (185 amino acids)
Biological process (GO): GPI anchor biosynthetic process
Cellular component (GO): glycosylphosphatidylinositol-N-acetylglucosaminyltransferase (GPI-GnT) complex
Source: RefSeq, a predicted model, not a curated record
UAAGGAAGAAUGAUUGUUGUUCAUUUUGCAAGGUUGAGGUGUGGUUUAAUUUUUAAAGCAAAUUUGAAGGGCAUAAGCGAAAGCAUUUGAUGAAUCGGGAUCAAGGCAUUGAGUUUUGUGGUUAGAGUGGGGAUGGGGGAGGAGGCAUUGGCAGUUGCAGCAGGGAAAUACACAUACUUACACGAAGUGGGUAAGGGUCCACCUGAAGCCAUUGACGCCCACCAUAUUCUUGUUCGUAGGAGUAGAGAAAAGGGUUUCAAUUUAUGCCUCUUCACACUUCUCCUUUUUGCCUAUCCCACCCUUCUUUUAUUCCGGCAGGGAAAGCUAGAUACUCUUCAUAUUUGCAGCUUAGUUAUCAUGGCAUUGCUCAUUAGGUUAUUUCUAAAGAAACCAGUGAAGAAAGAGUCUGUUCUAAUUCUGCCAGCUUUUGGAGUUCAACUCGAGACUCAGUAUGGAAGUGGGAAAACAAUUCGCCAGUUUGUUCCCAUUAGCAGGAUUUUAAAACCAGUGCUGACGGAAUGUGUCACACCAGUUACCUGUUAUUGGACUCUAUCUUUGAUUAUUCGAGGGGAGGAAGAACUUAUGCUAGUUUUCAAGGAAUUGCGUCCACCAGUGAAAAUGUUAGCGCCUGUCUGGAAGGCUUUAUGUGCUGCCAUAGAAUGUGGAGAAUGCACGGAGGCAAUUACAUAGCUUGUAUAAUCUCAACCGAUUCAACUUUUUAGUAUAAAUGUUUCAGCACUUGUAUUCUUUACAUUUGAAGUUGUAAAUGGCAUGAUAUAGUUCUCCAUAUAAAUGUUUCAGCACUUGUAUUCUUUACAUUUGAAGUUGUAAAUGGCAUUAUAUAGUUCUCCA